This is a messenger RNA of Oncorhynchus tshawytscha (Chinook salmon), 1988 nucleotides long. RefSeq names its product SLAM family member 9. Bases 63 to 1181 code for a protein of 372 amino acids. The record is from RefSeq and is a predicted model, not a curated record. NCBI's taxonomy places the organism in Eukaryota, Metazoa, Chordata, Actinopteri, Salmoniformes, Salmonidae. The transcript is spliced from 5 exons.
GAACUACCAUCACCUACUUAGUUUGUUUUGAGUAACUCAACCUUGACAGAGAUCAGAGAACGAUGCCAGACUUCAUCACUUACACUAAAACAAUGAACAUUUUAUGGUUUCUACUCAUCCUCACAGGGACCUGGGCUGAAGUUCCGUCAAUAGAAAAGUAUGGGUUGAAGGGAGGUUUGGUGUGUCUGGCCGUUGCUGAAUCCCCUGGGGAGCAUGAAGAACUUAAAUGGAAAUUCAAAAGUGAUGUAAUAGUUGAUAAUAAAGAGAUCUCUCCUCAAUACAAGGAGAAGGUGCAAUAUAACCCGGUGAACCACUCUCUGUGCAUUAAGAAUCUGAAGGAAACGGACAGUGGAAUUUACUAUCCGACUGUUGGAAAAUGGAAUUUAGAAACUAUUAUUGAGUACAAAGUAACAAUACAGGAAGCUGUUUCCAUACCAGUCAUGAAGGUGGUGUCUCUCUACUCCAACUCAAGUCGGGGACAAUGUAACAUCACAGUGAACUGUUCUGUUAAAGACGUCUGGGCAUUGUCUGUCUGUAACGGGCGUCAGUGCACACUGUCACAACAGUCACUCACCGUAGUCAAUAUCACCAUCUCCAAUGACAACAGCACUAUCCAGUGCACAGGCAAAAAUCACGUCAGUGCAGAGACCAACUCACAACCCAUGAAGGACAUAUGCAUUGAGAAGGGUGGGAAAGCUUCAGAAUACCUAGUUGGCAUCGUUGUGGGCAGUGUUACUGCUGGAUUGCUACUCAUUAUUGUGUUUGUUGGAAUACGACGCAUCAAAUCAACCAGAAGAAGGGCCCAUAAAAACAAGCUGCCACUGCAGGUCAACCCAGUGAGCGCUCCACAAGGGGAGAGACCGGGACCACGAAACACAGGGGCUUCUGACAUAACAACUAUCUACGUCACUGUAGGGAAACCAGGAGCUGCAGGAGUGGAGCUCCCGUCACCAGAAGAGAUGCCAGAGUCACAGUCAGCGGCAAUCUACAGCACUGUGCAGCAACCAGCUGCAGAAGAGUCUCACCUAGUGGACAAAGUGGGCGCUACAAAAGAAGACAGACCAGGGCCGCAGAGCCCUACAUCGAUCUACAGCACUGUACAGAAACCAGCAGCAGCACAGUGUUGCCCAGUGGACAAAUACGGGAACAAUCUCAACAAACCAGACAGAGCUGCUCCAUAGGAGAUAAACUACCCCUCCGUCCCUCUCACAGUUACCCUGCUAUUACAUUGACUAAGACUUGACCCCUAGACUCAGAUAGCGAAAAGCAAAACACGGGAAAUUGUGAACGAGGAAGAAUGAGGGGGAAAUGAAUAUGAAAAAAAACAUUUACUUAUUUUGCUUAAUUAAUCAUUCCAUCUAUUAGCACUGUACAUGCUUUAUUAAAAAUACAUGUAUACAAAACAGCUGAAUAAAAAUACAUGGGAAUCCCGUGUUUGAUCCCAUCUUUAACCAACUGAAAAGAAGGUUGAGAUGACAAGCUCAACCAAACAAUAGCAAUAAAAAGACACGUACAAUCAAUCAACUGUAUAUCAUAUUUUUUGGGUUAUCAUUUUUGUAAUAAGUACCAUAUCUAAUUGGCUAUAAUUCACUAAAUGUAAAUCGCUGGUAAAUGACUGAAAUGUCCAAUGUAGAUCGAUGAGAAAGCGCAUUUACAAAUAUCAAUAGAAAAGUUUCAAUCAAUUUCUGUAGGAUCUGUUACAUCUAGCUGGCUAUGUGGUAGAACUACACAGGUACUAUACAGGUAUGACAGAUUCAAUGAAACUAAUGUUCUAUGACUGAGUGGAAUUUCUUUGAAUUGCACUUUAUUCAAUUCUACUCCCUGCCACUCAAACUCAAAUUAUACAUCAUGUGGGGUGUGGCCAAUUCAAAUAGAAUUUCAACUCAUUAGUUGAAUGGGAGUCAAUUCCAAAGGUCAGAAUUGAGCCCAACCCUGGUGAGAAUGUGUUUAUUGUGUAUUUGAAUAAAUACUUUUGAGUGUACUAUGUA